Molecule: messenger RNA, 565 nt
Organism: Oppiella nova
Lineage: Eukaryota; Metazoa; Arthropoda; Arachnida; Sarcoptiformes; Oppiidae
Source: the annotation of a GenBank genome assembly
UUAUGAUCACUUUGAUGGUCACCUCUUUGACAGCAAUACUGUUUCAGUGACUCAAUGAGUGACUCAAUGUGUGCACAACACGUGUGGACUGUGGAGACCUCUACUCAUGUUUGGCACCACUUCUGGCAUUCAAUUCAAACGACACUCACUUCACAAUUGGCGCUCAUUUCACACACUAUCACACCAUUCACUCACGAGUCACACCAUUCCUGUGAUCAUGUCUUUAAUCAGACUCCAGACCACUGACGGAGACAUCCAUGAGUGGGCAAAAGAGAAGGCUAUGAUGUCCAACACUCUUAAGGACAUGAUUGAAGCGAUUCCCGAGGAGACGGACAAAGCCAUUCCUCUGCAGCAGAUAUCGUCGGCGACUCUGAAGAAAGUGGAGGAAUGGGUUGAGUAUCACUGCAACGACCAGAAGGACUCGGAUUCAGACAGCGAUGACGACGAGACGUGCGCUAAAUGUGUGGAUGAGAUGACCGCUUGGGAUACGAAGUACUUCGAUAUGGAAAGGGAGGCCUUCUUCGCGCUCUUGGAAGCGGCCAAUUAUCUGCACAUUGAAGGUAUG